Molecule: messenger RNA, 1203 nt
Organism: Sungouiella intermedia
Lineage: Eukaryota; Fungi; Ascomycota; Pichiomycetes; Serinales; Metschnikowiaceae
Source: the annotation of a GenBank genome assembly
AUGACCCUUUUCCAUCACAACCAACAUGACGCUGGUGCGACGAACGCUUCUGUCUCGCCUCUGGCGCUGAACACCGCCACCGCGGCGUCUGGUAAGAAGCGUAUGUCGUUGUUCUCGUUUGGUCUGUCCUCCCACUCCGCCUCUUCUUCUCCAAAGGGUUCUGCUCCUCCCCCACUUUCCACUUCGCCAAACACAAAGUUUACCCAGCAGAAGAACCUGGUAUCGAGUCCCUCUGCAUCACCAGUUGUCGCCAUGCCUCCCAGAAACAGCCAACUCAACUCGCCCGUGUGUUCGCCAGUGUUGGAGACUGAAUCUCUUUGUGAUAAGCCAGAGUCUAACAUUUUCGAGCGUUCUGUUCAAGAAUUCUCUGAAGUUAAACAAGAGGAUUGUAUUCCGCCUGCUUUGGAUGCCACUGCCCAGAUUUUGGGUGACAAGGACACUAAUUUGGACGAUGUGGAGAUGGUGUAUUCCUCCAGACGUAACUCGUCCGUGAUCGGCUUAAACAUGGCUUUGGGUAGACCCUACACUCCACUGCGUAAGAACAGUAUCUACUCCAUGAGUCAAAUGCACCCAGCCAAUGGCAAUGCGGCCUCCAUGUCCUCGUUGUCGCACCAGCCACAGUCCCCCAUUUCUCCUCCCAAGUUAAGCAGCUCCAGGUCUUCGGUUUCGUUCUAUUCAUACGCCGACAUGAUCAACAACGACGAAUUUUCCCGCAGACCAUCCGUCAUGCACUCGUACAGUCACGGUGUGGUACCCACCAUUGGUCGUAAGAUGAGUGUGACCUCCAACCACUCCACCGCCUCCAACGGAAACUCAGGAUUGAACGGUAACUCUAAUUCUAGUGCACUUCAUUUCAACAAGUUGUCUAGAAAGAUGACACUGAACUCUAUUACCUCAGGAAAUUCCCAGUCGCAGUUGUCAAAGCAGUUGGGCAAGGAGCGUGUUAAUUCAGUUGGUGUGCCACAGAGAACCCCAUCGAAGGUGGGUGAGAGAGAGAGCAGAAACUUGAACAAAUUCCUCAUCAGUCCAGAGUCUUCUGACUCUGAGGACCAAGAAGUGUACUAUCCUGCCACCUCUAACUCUUCCAUUUCAAAGAGAAAGUCGUUCUCCUCUGUCCACUCGAACGUCGAUAGCGAGAGUUUGAUCUCAACCUCGGUUGGUGACUGCAUUAGACAAUGCAGCACUGAGAUCAGUGGACAUUAA